Molecule: messenger RNA, 2730 nt
Organism: Helianthus annuus (common sunflower)
Lineage: Eukaryota; Viridiplantae; Streptophyta; Magnoliopsida; Asterales; Asteraceae
Exons: 7
Coding region: 1-2730 (909 amino acids)
Biological process (GO): DNA repair; telomere maintenance
Molecular function (GO): DNA helicase activity
Source: RefSeq, a predicted model, not a curated record
AUGGGUGGUAAAGUUGAUUCGAAAAUCAAUAGAGGAAAUGCUCCGUAUGUAUACCGAAUUAGUGGCGAGAAUUAUCAUACACUGGGAAGUCUUCUUCCUAAAGAAGGUGGUGACCAAAGUUUGCGCAGCUUUACAUAUACGACACAGAUAAUGAAGUCUGUAAUCGCAAAACCUAACUCAAACAAACCAGCAUCCGCAACUUCUGAUUUGCUUGACACUGAACUCAUAGAGUACCUUAAGGUGAUUUUAGAUUCAAAUAAUGAGCUCGUGAAAACAUAUAGACGUGUACGAGAUCGGUUUAUUGAUAAUCCUCAAGUUGACUUGAAAUUAAGGCUUAAGGCAAAUAGGUCUAAAGAUGGUCGUACAUACAACCUACCGACGUCGUCCGAAGUUGCUGCGCUUAUUGUUGGAAACAUUGAGGAAGCUCUUGAUAAUCGUGAUGUAGUUGUUGAGUCAAAGAAAGAUGGUCUACAACGUAUUAGCGAGCUUCAUCCUUCUUAUCUCGUGCUUCAGUAUCCAUUGCUUUUCCCUUUUGGUGAAGAUGGUUACCGGAUUGAUAUUCUUCAUAGAGAAGGAAGGGCAUCAACGAAGAAGAAAGAGUCAAAAUAUACAAUGAGAGAGUAUUUUGCUUACCAUGUUCAAGAUAGAGUGAAUCAUUUCUCUUUGAUUCUCAAUGCUCAAAGACUUUUGCAACAGUUCUUGGUUGACCUUGAACAAAAUGGUAAUCCAGAUAUGUCAAACGUUGGAAUACGCGUACUACUACCAUCUUCGUUUACCGGUGGACCGCGUUAUAUGCGGGAGAAUUAUUAUAAUGCUAUGGCCAUUUGCAAAUGGUUUGGCUACCCUGAUUUUUUCAUUACGAUCACUUGCAAUCCUAAGUGGCCGGAGAUUAAAAGAUUUCUAAAGGACACGAAGAUUAAUCCCGAGGAUAGGCCGGAUAUUUUAUGCCGAUUGUUCAAAAUUAAGCUUGACGCAAUUAUGAAAGACUUGCGAGAGAAAUCUUUAUUCGGCAAUGCAUUGGCAGUUGUCUAUACCAUAGAGUUUCAGAAACGAGGUCUACCGCAUGCGCAUAUCUGUCUGUUCUUACAUGACGAAAGUAAGCUUCCUUCGGUUGAGCAUGUUGACAACUUCAUUUCUACCGAGAUACCUGACAAAAACUUAGAACCAGAUCUAUAUACUCUUGUCAGCGAGUAUAUGAUUCACGGACCUUGUGGUGUUGCAAAACCAAAUUGUCCGUGUAUGGUCGACGGACCAGAUAGGGCUGAAUUUGGUUUUGUACCAAAUGGUGAUGAAGGUCAGCUUGAAGAUGGAAAAGAUGAAAUCAAAGAGCUUCCGUUUCAUCUACCUGGUAAACAAAACGUUGUAUACGGCCCUGAUGACGAACUUGAUAGUGUUCUACAAAAACCUUCUGUUUCUUCUACGAUGUUUUUGGGGUGGAUGGAAAAGAACGAAAAAGAUCCGUUGGCGCGCACCCUUGGUCGUAUUCCUUGUGUGAAUCCUUCUAUGGGAGAGGCAUACUUUUUAAGAAUUCUUCUUAAUAAGGUAGUAGGUCCUAAGUCUUUUGAAGACAUUCGUACUGUGAAUGGACAAGUCUUCCCAAUAUUUAGAGAUGCGUGCUACGCUAGAGGCCUUUUAGACGACGACAAGGAGUAUAUAGAAGCUAUCAAAGAGGCAUACUACACACGUUCUGGUUACUAUCUUCGUAAUCUGUUUGCUACAAUGUUGGCGUCUAAUACAUUAUCAAAGCCUGAACAUGUUUGGGAAAACACAUGGGAGUACCUUGCGGAUGGUAUUUUAUACAAUCGGCAAAUGCUUUUGAGGAUCGAAGGUUUGUCUCUUCCAGAAGAACAAAUAAGGAACCUAACAUUGUUGGAAAUUGAGCGUUACUUAUUACGUAACAACUCAAGUUUAAGUCGGUUUCCGUCCAUGCCUCAACCCGACAGUGAAUCAAUAUAUUCAGCAGACAACCGUUUAAUUGCUGAUGAGCUUAGGUACGAUGUAAGCGCUCCUGCCAUUGAAUUUGAUAAUAAUUUAAGCAGCCUAACCGAUGAGCAGCGUUUAGUGUUUGAUGAGAUAAUUGAAGCAGUUAAUAGUAAUGCGGGUGGUUUGUUCUUCGUAUAUGGGUACGGAGGUACUGGUAAGACAUUUCUUUGGAAGACAUUAUCUGCAUCCAUUAGAUGUAAAGGCGAUAUUGUACUAAAUGUUGCAUCAAGUGGAAUCGCAUCUCUUUUGUUACCUGGUGGGCGUACUGCACAUUCAAGGUUUCAUAUACCUCUAAAUUUAACAGAAACCUCGAUGUGUUUUAUUAAACCGGAUGAUGACGUUGCUGAUUUAUUGAAGAAAACGAAAUUGAUCAUUUGGGAUGAAGCACCGAUGAAUCAUAAACAUGCGUUUGAAGCACUUGACCGAACAUUGAAAGAUAUCUUCAAAUGUGAGAUGACAUUUGGUGGAAAAGUUAUGGUGUUCGGUGGUGACUUUAGACAAAUACUCCCGGUUGUACCAAAUGGGAGUAGGCGAGAUUUCGUUAAUGCUUCAAUCACGUCGUCGUAUAUUUGGAGUACUUGCAAGGUCCUUACGUUAACCAAAAACAUUAGGUUAACUGUAGGAGCCAACACAUCUGAUAUAGACGAGAUUAAAGCUUUUGCGGAUUGGUUGCUUGACUUGGGCGAGGGAAAGAUUGGCGACAGUGAUGAUUGUGAGGUGGUUAUAGAUAUUCCUGAAGAUUUGUGA